Messenger RNA from Strongylocentrotus purpuratus (purple sea urchin), 1578 nucleotides. Its product is annotated as scavenger receptor cysteine-rich domain-containing group B protein. The record is from RefSeq and is a predicted model, not a curated record. The coding region runs from base 343 to 1485 and encodes 380 amino acids. NCBI's taxonomy places the organism in Eukaryota, Metazoa, Echinodermata, Echinoidea, Camarodonta, Strongylocentrotidae. The transcript is spliced from 5 exons. Gene Ontology annotation, cellular component: membrane.
UACACAUCUUGAGUCAUCUCAUAAAGAAAGGACCAUUCCAACAUACCGUUUUGGAGAAAUACAACAAUAUUAUUUUUUAACAAUUGCAGUAAAAGGUAUUCAAUGGGAACUCUGAGGCACACGGUAUAAGAAAGAAGCUCUACUAACAAACUGGUUCGUUUAAUUGAGGAUCCAAGACAUCAUAACCGAAAAACAGUUCCUUUGUUGUGGAUACUGCUCUAAACUGGUCUGAUAUUGCACGUACAAGCCCGAACGCGGAACAGAUUUGGAAAAUCUUAUUCUGGGGGGAACUCAGUACAAUUAGAAGGAUUCAGAGAGUACCUAAACACGAGAAAAAACAUCAUGACGAGGCUCAGGAUGUUAUGGACUUUCUUGAUGAUUUUUGCACCAGCCAUCGCCCAAGUUGGGGCACAAAUAGAAGGCGACCUCCGACUGGUCGGCGGCUCCUCCGACAUUGAAGGCCGCCUGGAGAUCUACCACAACUACGUGUGGGGCACGAUAUGCGACGACUACUUCGACCUAGCUGACGCCGACGUUGCUUGCCGGCAACUCGGUUUCGCCAGCGCACUGGCGGUCAAGGAGAAGGCGUAUUUUGGCUCGGCGGAUUCGAGCACGGUGAUUUGGCUGGAUAACGUGGACUGUACGGGUAAAGAAUUGACGCUGACCAGCUGCUGGGACCGCGGUUGGGGCGUCGAUAACUGCGGUCAUAAUGAGGAUGUUGGAAUCAUAUGCUCGAUUUAUUCAGCGAGGGAGGGCGAUCUCCGUCUCGUUGACGGUGAAGAUCUGGACGAAGGUCGUGUGGAAAUCUAUCAUAACAGUGUCUGGGGUACAGUCUGUAACGAUUACUGGUCUUACGACGAGGCUCGUGUCGCAUGUCGUCAACUUGGCUACAAUGGUGUAUCAUACACUAAGACCAGUCAAUAUGGACCCGGUCAAGAUCCCAUCCAUCUUGAUGACGUCCAUUGUUACGGAUAUGAGGCGACACUCCUUGGAUGCUACAGGUUGGAUUGGGAUACCAACGACUGCGAUCACUACGAGGAUGUUGGCAUCAAAUGUGCACGCUCUAAUAACUCAAAUCUGGAGGGGUGGGCUAUCAGCCUCAUCGUUAUUGGUUCCCUUACUUUCGUCGGGUUAUUCGCAGUUAUUAUCGGUAAAGUAUGCUCGAAGCCGCGGUCAAAACGCAACGCAUCCUCAGCUGUUGUGACUUCCAACGAAACGACCCCCGUACAGACCUACCCGGUGCAGGUCGGUUCGGCGUACCCUCCACCAACCGCUUCGUACCCACCACAAGCAGCGUCAACUGCACCAAUGACCGCGCCUUACCCGCCGACCGCAAUGGCCUUCCAGGCGUACCCGCCGACAGUGACCGGCAUUGGUGGCGCCCCUCCUGCAUACACCCCAGUACCGACCGGAAACACGCCGCUACCUGGUGGUGCAGUAGCCGCAUACCCGCCCGCAGUGAAUACUACUGGAAGUGAGGCCUAAGGGUAGACAUCUGUGAAGGGCGGGGAUGGGUGAGGAUGGGGUAAGAGAUCGGAUGGGAUGGGAUGGGGGUUGGGAUGGGGGUUGGGGAUAGGG